Molecule: messenger RNA, 1912 nt
Organism: Mizuhopecten yessoensis (Yesso scallop)
Lineage: Eukaryota; Metazoa; Mollusca; Bivalvia; Pectinida; Pectinidae
Product: hippocalcin-like protein 1
Exons: 4
Coding region: 209-778 (189 amino acids)
Molecular function (GO): calcium ion binding
Source: RefSeq, a predicted model, not a curated record
UUACAAACGUAACAAACAUCGGCAGCGAAUGAUAUUGAAUACCGAGAGCUCUUCAUCAUUGGAGGGAUGCAUGUGUUCUGGAAAAGGUAUACCCAACAUAUCGAACAAAGUGAACGAGUGGACAUUGGCAGCACUUCUUUGAAGAUAUAUACAGAUUUUAACAUAUACAUUUUGUGUAAUAACGAAAUCCAUCCUCUUAUUUGUCAAAAUGGGGAAUUCGUCUCACAAGGGUCUGUCGAAAGAGGUAAUUCGACAACUGAAGAAAGAAUCAGACUUUUCUGAAAAAGAAAUAAAAGAAUGGUAUGAGGAAUAUCAUCAAAGUAAAAAGGGCAGCUAUCUCACCGUUAAAGAGUUCAAAGAUGUCUACUCUAAGAUGUAUGGCGCAGACGCAGGACAGUUUGCUGAGCACGUCUUCAGAACGUUUGACACAAAUAGGGACGGCAAAGUAGACUUUAGAGAGUUUUUGAUUGGACUUAGUGUGACGUCAACAGAUAAUAUCGACCAGAAGUUGAGGUGGGCCUUCACCAUGUAUGACGUGGAUGGAGACGGGACAAUAUCAAGGAAAGAAAUGUUAGAUAUGAUGGCGUCUAUUUACCGAAUGACACCGUCGAUUGUAAAACCGCCAGAUGUCGCUACGCCGGAAAUGAUGGCAACCAAGUUAUUCGGAAACAUAGACAAAAACGGCGACGGCUCAAUAACAUGGCAGGAGUUCCAAAUGGGUGCAAAGGCAGAUCCCCUUGCCCUCAACAUGUUGCAAUUGAAUCCCGAUCCACAGUGAACUUCAGAUUAUCAUAUGUCAUGACUUCUCUAUGUUUCGUAUUUAUAAAUAAGAUUACAAAUUAUCAUAUGUCAUGACUUCUCUAUGUUAAGUAUUUAUAAAUAAGAUUACAGAUCAUCAUAUCUCAAGACUUCUCUAUUUUUCGUAUUUAUAUAUAAGAUUACAGAUUAUCAUAUGUCAUGACUUCUCCAUGUUUUGUAUCUAUAUAUAAGAUUACAGAUUAUCAUAUGUCAUGACUUCUCUAUGUUUCGUAUUUAUAUAUAAGAUUACAGAUUAUCAUUUGUCAUGACUUCUCCAUGUUAAGUAUUUCUUAAAUAAGAUGAUGAAUUAAACAUGUGACUUUCGUAUAGGUCAAGGUCAUUUGCUUUAAGCAAUGGGUAACAGCAGUAAAACUGUUUGACAGUAAAUAUAGAAUUUUUAACAAUGUGUAGAAAACAUAUACAGAGGAGCAUUGUUAAAAUGGAAAGUGGGUUUCUGAACUAAAAUAAGAAUAACAAUUUUUCCAGAAAUAAAAAUUGUAUACAUGUAUAUAUAUUUUUUACUUUAAAGUAACUUAAAUAUACACCCAAAAUUCCUCAACGGGGAAAAUCUGUACUCAAAUACCUCAACAAAUAAAGCAUGACCUUAAGUACCAUAGCAAGCAAACUUUUAACUGAAAUAUUACAGCAAACGAAAUCCGAUCUCAAAUACAACAGCAAUCAAAUUUUUAACUCAAAUAUCACACAGAAAAUUUAAACUCAAUGUUGGUACGAUAAAACAACAGCAAACAAGGCCAAAUCAAACAAAAGUAAAGCUAUCAUAAACACCCACAAGCAAAUAUGCUGAAAGAGUACCCGUCAUGAUUUCUUUCUUAAAAAUAAGACAAGUGUCGUAAAUAUAUUAGUUAUUUAUGAAAAAGGUUUGCAGAAAGUGAGUACAAAUAUAUUCCUCUAUUUCAAACAUAUUUUCCUCUUCGAUGAAAAUCAUUUUUGUAUGCAUAUGUUUUUGAAUUUGUGAUAAAUAUGUAAAUAAUGUGCUGCACAAUCACUUCUUUUAUUGACGGUGAAAACAUGCAAUCAUUUAAUCAGUAUUUGAAUUGUGAAAUUGUUUUAUUUGAAAUUUAUGUAAAAGUGCUUUAUGUACAAUAAAAAUAAA